Molecule: messenger RNA, 4807 nt
Organism: Oryzias latipes (Japanese medaka)
Lineage: Eukaryota; Metazoa; Chordata; Actinopteri; Beloniformes; Adrianichthyidae
Gene: ipmkb
Product: inositol polyphosphate multikinase b
Biological process (GO): inositol phosphate biosynthetic process
Cellular component (GO): nucleus; cytoplasm
Molecular function (GO): inositol tetrakisphosphate kinase activity; inositol-1,4,5-trisphosphate 3-kinase activity
Source: RefSeq, a predicted model, not a curated record
GCGCCGCGACAGGAAGUGGGAUGUGUCCCGGAUGAAUUCGUGUUGCUGUUCCACAUCUGAGAAUCAUUGAAUCAGCUCCAGAGCGGGUUUGAGCCGAGCCCAGCGGCGGACGACGACACCCCCGCACUCCGUCACGAACAGCCGAACCCCCGGUGCCGGUCGGUCUGGACCGAACCCAGGACUUACUUAGCGACCGUCCAGCGCUUAUGUAAAGGCAGCAUGUGAAUCGUCAUUUUCGGACUUUUUAGUGGUGGCGCGCGCAGCUCCCGGUCACUGUCAGACAGAUGUCGAGGACUCAGCAUCACCUGAUGAUGAUGGAGUCCUCCGUGGCGCUGGGCAAACCGGAUCUGGCUCCCGGUUCCGCUGCCGGACUCGACCCGGUCCCGCGAAGCUCCGGAGGGGACCCCGGCAAAGAGCCGCAGGACCCGCCUAACCUGAACGGCUGCGUGCCCCUCUCCCAUCAGGUGGCGGGACACAAGUUCGGCGUGGACAAGGGCGGGAUCCUGCAGCACCCGGACGGUACGGUCCUGAAGCAGGUCCAGCCUCCACCCAGGGGUCCCCGAGAAAUGCAGUUCUACAGCACGGUCUAUGCAGAGGACUGCUGUGACCCCUGUCUUCUGGACCUCCAGAAUUACCUUCCCAGAUACUAUGGCACGUGGUCGCACCCGGACAGGCCGCACGACCUGUACCUGAAGCUGGAGGACGUGACUCGCCACUUCGUCAAGCCGUGCAUCAUGGACGUUAAGCUGGGCCAGCAGAGCUACGAUCCUUUCGCCUCGCAGGACAAACGAGAGCAGCAGAUCAAAAAGUACCCGCUCAUGGAGGAGAUCGGGUUCCUGAUCCUCGGCAUGAGGGUUUAUAACAUGUGCAGCGACUCGUUUUGCUCCUACGACCAACACUACGGACGGGGCCUGGUGAAGGACUCGGUGAAAGACGGUUUGGCCAGAUUCUUCCAUAACGGCGCCGGCGUGCGGGGGGACGCCGUCCUGGCCAGCAUCUGGAAAGUGCGGCAAAUCCUCCACUGGUUCCAGUCCCAGCGGAAGCUGGCCUUCUACGCCAGCUCCCUGCUGUUCGUCUACGAGGGCCUUCCCUCCUCGUCCUCGCCGUCUCUGCCCGCGAAUGAGAGCGCCGCUCUGUUUUUGGCGGCUGACGGCGGCCGGGAGGAGAAAGCCGUUAGGGGGGAGACUGGGGAGGGAAAGGGAGUCGCUGAAAACAACAACAACACCGAGGAGGCAGCGCCGCGGCUAUGCAGCCCGCCCACCAUUUACAACGCAUUCAUGAAGGCCAGAGACCGCUGCAGUGGGGACGGGCGUCUCCAUGGCAACGGCAGUGGCUCAAACUCAGGACUGUGGGAGGAGGACAACGCCACCUGGCAAAAGAGGGGGGACCUGAAAGCUUCGCCCAACGGAAACCAAACCAAAUCGCAACUGGAAGGAAAAGAUGAGGACAAAAAGAGGGAGGAGGAGGAGGAAGAGGAGGGAGGAGGAGGUGAAGGAGGACGGGACGGCACUGACGUGGAAGUGAAGAUGAUCGAUUUUGCUCACGUUUUCCCGAGCGACAGCUGUGAUCACGGAUACAUCUUCGGUCUGAAAAACCUGCUGACAGUGCUGGAGCAGAUCCUCUGUGACGCCACCACCUCCUGAAGGAGGCGGGGCAUAGGGACGGACGCCAUCCCCCUCCCCUUCAACAACCUGAAGGAGGCGGGGCUGAGGGACGGACGCCAUCCCCUUCCCCUUCAACCUCCUGAAGGAGGCGGGGCUGAGGGACGGACGCCAUCCCCCUCCCCUUCAACCUCCUGAAGGAGGGGGGGCAGAGGGACAGACGCCAUCCCCCUCCCCUUCAACCUCCUGAAGGAGGCGGGGCUGAGGGACGGACGCCAUCCCCCUCCCAUCCAACCUCCUGAAGGAGGCGGGGCUGAGGGACGGACGCCAUCCCCUUCCCCUUCAACCUCCUGGAGGAGGCGGGGCUGAGGGACGGACGCCAUCCCCCUCCCCUUCAACCACCUGAAGGAGGCGGGCUGAGGGACGGACGCCAUCCCCCUCCCAUCCAACCUCCUGAAGGAGGCGGGGCUGAGGGACGGACGCCAUCCCCCUCCCCUUCAACAACCUGAAGGAGGCGGGGCUGAGGGACGGACGCCAUCCCCCUCCCAUCCAACCUCCUGAAGGAGGCGGGGCUGAGGGACGGACGCCAUCCCCCUCCCAUCCAACCUCCUGAAGGAGGCGGGGCUGAGGGACGGACGCCAUCCCCUUCCCCUUCAACCUCCUGAAGGAGGCGGGGCUGAGGGACGGACGCCAUCCCCCUCCCCUUCAACCUCCUGAAGGAGGCGGGGCUGAGGGACAGACGCCAUCCCCCUCCCCUUCAACCUCCUGAAGGAGGCGGGGCUGAGGGACGGACGCCAUCCCCCUCCCAUCCAACCUCCUGAAGGAGGCGGGGCUGAGGGACGGACGCCAUCCCCUUCCCCUUCAACCUCCUGAAGGAGGCGGGGCUGAGGGACGGACGCCAUCCCCCUCCCCUUCAACAACCUGAAGGAGGUGGGGCUGAGGGACAGACGCCAUCCCCUUCCCCUUCAACCUCCUGAAGGAGGCGGGGCUGAGGGACGGACGCCAUCCCCCUCCCCUUCAACCACCUGAAGGAGGCGGGGCUGAGGGACGGACGCCAUCCCCCUCCCCUUCAACCACCUGAAGGAGGCGGGCUGAGGGACGGACGUGGUCCAGUAACCCAGAGCCAUGGCGGUCCUCGUCUUCUGUCCACAGACACUAACCUGUGAAGGCAACAUGACCCUGCACCUGAACGCACCAUCUCAGAGCUGUCAGACCCACAUGUCCCCGUCAGGAUUCGGCGCCGCGGCCCGCUCCUCUAAAACUCCUGCAGGUUUACUUUUAAGCUGUGCGUUUUAGCUGUUCUUUCAGAGGGAACCUCCAGGUUCCACAUGUUUUUUGAUGAAUGCUUCCCCCAAAAGUUGAUUUAAAAGUUUUCUAGACUAAAGGAGUUUUUCCUCUCCUGGUUUGAGGAUGAAGAGUGGGUUUCACGUGGUUUACCUUCCCCCCCGUCCUCGGCCCUUUCAUGUCCAUGGACGUAAACUGGAUUUGCUGUAAAUGUUUACAGGUUCCUGUCGGACUGGAGACCCAGCAGAACCGCUGGUGUUUGGGGGUCUGACAGGCUCACAGGAAGCUGGAACCCGCCUCGUGUUCAGGUGGCGUCGUCAUGUUGCUCUGCGGGUUCAACCACUGUCAGAAAGUUUGUAACUCAGGAAUUCACUGUACUACCGAUUCUUACGAUUGCUACUACUCCUUUGUCUCUGAGAGAAUCCUUAUGCUGUAUGCUUGAUGUUGAAAAUGUUUUAUAUCAUUUUAGUGGCUAUUUAUCUCAUGAACACUGACCUUCAGUUACUUUAUAUACGGCGCAUUUGUACUACAAGAGCAGGAGCUGGGCGGUUCGAACGGCGGGUUUGUCGGUUGCCAAAUCAGCUUUCUUCUUCCUCCGUGGUUUCACCGAACUGCAGAGCCAGUUCAGCUUCAGGCCUGACGUGGAUCUGGUCUGUGGGCCUGACGUGGAUCUGGUCUGUGGGCCUGACGUGGAUCUGGUCUGUGGGCCUGACGUGGAUCUGGUCUGCGUUUCGGAAACUGGAGGUUUCCUGUGGGAGGGGCGGUCACUCUGGUCCUCCUUCAGGAGAGUAGCUUGUCCCAAAAGGAGAAGUCAGGCAACAGAUCUGGCAACUCCGUGUUCUUAAAGUUUGACAAUCGUAUGUUUGCAGACUGACAUUCAGGUGGAAAUCCCCCCCCUCCCCCUUGAUUGAAGAAUGAAUCACAAAAUCAGCUCUUCUGAUUCCUCAGAGUAUUUUUUUUCUUUCUUUUGACAUUUCUGGCAAAGAAGUGAUUCUGUUUAUUGUAAAGAUGACUAGAAUGAGAGAACAGCCGCCCAACAACGUCUAAUUAGAUUUACAUGCAAGUGCAUCAUGUGCCUCUAAUUGAUGAGAAGCUGCAGUGAACCCAUAGAUGUUCCUGUUGGACGACGAUCAAAUGCUACUAAAGUAACCCUUGACCCUGCUAACGUGUUAGCUUUAACUAAUGUCUGUGUUGUGGCGUGACCGGGCUGCGACACGCGUGUGUCCAAAAACUGAGGUGCAGACUCGGAUUCUGCUUUAGGAAUGUGUGAGGAUGAGCUGGAGCUCCAGAACCGUUUUAGCUGAAAAGGAAAGUCUGGUUUUGUACAUUUGCCUGAAAUCAGAGGUUCUGAGAAUCUCCUGAGGAGCUUGUCGCAGACGGAGUUUGCUCCGAGGCUUUGUGUUUCUCAGAAUCGAACCCUCGUGGUGAUUUCUUUUUUGGUCCCAGGCGACUGACCCUGUGACCGUCUUCUCAUAAAUCCAAGUGAGCAGAGUUUGAUGUGUGUGUUCGAGUCUCUCUGCCACGCGGUGGCCUUCAUCUCCACGUCCACAACGAGUCUGUGGGCACCUCUGAUGAGAGUUCGCACUGCAGCGGCUUCAUCCGUUUGUCGGGUCAGGAGGAAGGUCGUGACCUCGGAGGAAGUCUGCAGCAGCAGCAGAGACGCCUUGACCGUUGUCGUCGGCGUCACCUUCUCGGUUUGCGUGCAGCUGUUUGCACACUGGAGCUGCUUGACGCUCUGAACUGUCAGCUCUGUUCUCUCCAGCACACAUAUGAAACUAAUACUAUGAACUACAUGUACAUCAGGAUAUUUGCUUGUAAUGUAACUUGAUUCCAUUGAUUUUGGUUUUAAUCUGAGCAGCAAAUGAUUCGGUUUUUAACAUUACAGUUUUUUUAAUAAACGUCAUCCUUUGUUCCAAAUGAUC